CGCGGCUCGUCGUCGGCAGUCAGGGAAAGAAGGAAGGCUCCGGAUCUCGACCAAUCGCGUUCCGCUGGCGGGGGUUGUGCCAUAAAUGUCGCGCGUCGAGCCGUGGAAACCCGCCGUCAGGUCGGCGCCACCGUACCGACGCCCGGUAUACUAGUCCACAUUUUUGGCGGCAGCUGCCCAGUCUAAGGUCCAAACCCCGAACCGAACGGUCGUCCGAAAUACUUAGCGAACGAGUGUGGUAAAUAGUUCAGUAGAGCGGCAAAAUGGACGCGCGCUUCCGAAGCAACCUCGACAUGAUCGGGCGCAACGAGCCCAUCACAAGGAAAGCCAAAUUCUGGCAAAGUUAUGUCCGAGCCUUGAAAGGCACCGACGAUAUCAGAGCUCCCGAACACACGCACAGACCCCGUGGCAUUUUCCGCUCGGAAUACCCUGAGCUGUCCACCUCGUGGCCAUUCGGCAAAUCUAUCUUUGAAAACCCCAUUCACGCGGCCGAUCGAAUCAACGUCCCUGGAUACAGGUACCUGCCCGUCCACCGCGAGAUCUACGGUUACUCACCGAGGCAGAUCUACCCGCACCAAUACAAACCUGUAGAACGCUUCACCCCCGCGAAACCGUUCGACCCUGAGAAAGCUUGGACCGAUCACCUGAACCGCUUGGCAGACAUCGACAGAAUGUAUCCGAGCAAAGCGCCUUUGCUCUCCCGGCAUAUAAGCCCGCCGCUCAGUACGAAGCGAUUGUUCGACAUCUACGGUAACUUGUUAGACGAUUCGCAUUUGAUACCGUCUCUAUCGUCACUGCUUCGCCGGAAGCCGUUGUUCGAUCUCCUCGAACCGUCCCCAAUGGCGCCCAUUAGCGCGUUUACGAGAGACCCAUGGUGGUACCCGAGCUACGCUCCCUACAUCCCCGGCUACGCUCAAAGGAGCACUCCUUUCUAUCUGAGAGACAGUUACCUCAGUCCUGUGAAGCGUAGCUACCUAUGGAGCCGACAUCCAAUCAGGCCUUUCGGAUCGUUAUACUACUAUUAUUCGCAGCCAGUUCCAGUAUUUCACUUUACCCGUCCGUGGUACAAUAAACGUACCACAUAUUAAGAAACAAAACAAAACUCACGUCUACUGAUGACCGUGUCGCCCCGUGUCGCAUGGAACGCGCGAUACGUCACGAACCGAUGAAAAAAGCUGAGUAAAAACACGUAAAAAGAAUUGCAAAAAAACAAAAACAGAUAUGACAGAGUAUACGCAUCGUAUCCCGAAGAACAGCGCGACACCCGUCGCCCGACGCUAUGCCUUUUCUUUCUCGCAGUGCGUACCGUCGUCCAUGAUGUCUUAUUUAUUAACGUUAAUCGCCACCAUGGUUUAUUGUACUCUUCAUUCGUGCUGUCUACGAAUAUAAUAAAACACUGCCCAAAUUUUA
Molecule: messenger RNA, 1410 nt
Organism: Megalopta genalis
Lineage: Eukaryota; Metazoa; Arthropoda; Insecta; Hymenoptera; Halictidae
Gene: Mf
Product: myofilin
Source: RefSeq, a predicted model, not a curated record